Molecule: messenger RNA, 3148 nt
Organism: Gorilla gorilla gorilla (western lowland gorilla)
Lineage: Eukaryota; Metazoa; Chordata; Mammalia; Primates; Hominidae
Gene: NDUFA8
Product: NADH:ubiquinone oxidoreductase subunit A8
Exons: 4
Coding region: 107-493 (128 amino acids)
Biological process (GO): mitochondrial electron transport, NADH to ubiquinone
Cellular component (GO): respiratory chain complex I
Source: RefSeq, a predicted model, not a curated record
GCGCAUGCGCAGGCGCCGUGUGGCACUCGGCGGUCGAAAGGGGAGUUCAAGGAGACGGGGGCAACGCGGCUGAGGGCUUCUCGUCGGGGUCGGGGCUGCAGCCGUCAUGCCGGGGAUAGUGGAGCUGCCCACUCUAGAGGAGCUGAAAGUAGAUGAGGUGAAAAUUAGUUCUGCUGUGCUUAAAGCUGCGGCCCAUCACUAUGGAGCUCAAUGUGAUAAGCCCAACAAGGAGUUUAUGCUCUGCCGCUGGGAAGAGAAAGAUCCGAGGCGGUGUUUAGAGGAAGGCAAACUGGUCAACAAGUGUGCUUUGGACUUCUUUAGGCAGAUAAAACGUCACUGUGCAGAGCCUUUUACAGAAUAUUGGACUUGCAUUGAUUAUACUGGCCAGCAGUUAUUUCGUCACUGUCGCAAACAGCAGGCAAAGUUUGACGAGUGUGUGCUGGACAAACUGGGCUGGGUGCGGCCUGACCUGGGAGAACUGUCAAAGGGGUGACUUUCCCAAGGACUGGAGAGAGAUGGAGAAAUAGACACUGCAGCAUCAUGGUGAAGAAACUCAAGCCCUGGUGGAGCUGGGAGAACAACGACACUUCUAUUUCCAGUCUCUCCAAGAGCAUGCGUGAAGCCAGGCCCAUCUGUCUGUGGGAGAGGUCUGUGCCAUGGUAUUGGGCAAACUCACAGGUCACCGUAGCCCAGGACUGCAAUGUCCCAAAAGCUUGUCUUGAUCUAGACUAGGAACCACAGCCCAGCACAUGCGAGCAGGAUGUACCCUUAGGGUCAUCUGGCUUAUCCUCUAAUCUAGGGGGCUCAGACACAGCAAGUGACCCCUUGCCCCAGUGCCCCUCCCCCAGGUCACACAGCCAGUCAGUAUUGGAACACAGGCCUCCUGCCUCCAGCCCAGGGCUCUUUCUAUUGAGGAGGGACCUGGGAUAUAGGAGGCCCCCCUACCUCCCCAGCUCCAGCCUGAGAUGAAGGCCAGAUUCUUGUCAGCAAGUGGAAGGGAGGCAGGGUCACCUGUGUGUGCUGGCAGAGAAAGAGCCAUCCCAAGCACCAUCCUUCCCAGUCUUUUCCCUGGAGCUCCCCAGCAACCCCAGCCUUCUCCCACCACCUCCUUCUCUCCACCUCUCUGACCUUGGGCUCUUCUUCUGUCAAAUUGACAUGAAAAAGCUCACCUCAAGGGCUGUUGCAGACUAACAGAUGGGAGAGCGCCCUAAAACUCGGUAAAAGCAAUGGAUUGUUUCAGACCUUCAGUUUCCAUGACAGCAUUAGCUGAAUAUCUAAUACAUGCCACAUUAUUGCCCCAGACCCCAUAGAGACCCUGUAAGAGAGGCAUCUCAUGGGUGAGGAAACGGAGGCUCAGAGAGUGGAAGGGAUCUAUCCAAGGCCACACAAGUUGUUAUUUGGGACUGGAACUCAGUCCCUGCUUCCAGUCCAGGGGGCCCCUCUCCCAAACACCACACCGUUCCAGCCUGGCAGCCCUGCCAUCCUGGAUGGGAAGAGAGAGGACCAGGGUAGGAAGGGUGGGGUCCAGGGGGUUAAGAGAUUCCCCCAUGCCUCUUCCCCCCAGCCUCAAAUCAUAGGGAACGAAUCUCCAGGAAGCCCAGCGGGUGGCCGGGUCCCAGCGCUGAUUGCAGGAGAUGGCAGGAGGGCGGUUGCCAUGGCGACUUCCUGAAUCGCAGCGCCUGUUCCCGCUGAGGCUUUAGGAAGUUAGACAUACCUGGGCAGCCCCUGCCCCGGACUGGGCCUCUCCGAGGAGGAGGAGCCCGCAAGGGAAUGCGGCGUGCCUGCUCACAGAGAAUGUGCACCCACGUGUGAGAGCUGUGGCAGUGGCAGGCGUGUAGCUGCAGCAUGCGCACAGGUCUAGGACAUGGAGACCCACAUGUGUGGGCGCAAACCUGCCCGACAGUGCGAGGAGCCUUUAAGGGUGAGAACAAGCCUACUGACAUAGGAGUGUGAGAAGGGUGUUCUUGGCAGAGGGAAAGGCAGGGUGGUGCUAGAGAGCAUGCCGGGAGCUGCUGGCAGGAAGAUGAGGUUGGCAGGGCCAGAUCAUGGGGACGCUCUGCAUACUGGGCUAAGGAGCUUGGACCUUCACCUGGAGGCACUGGGGAGCCAGUGAGCGCUUUGGAGCAGGGAAGUAGCAUGGUUGGACCUGAGAUCCCUCCAGCAGCCCACGGAGGAUGGGUCAGAGGUCAGCCUAGAGGCAGGGAGGUCAGUGUGGUGCCGAUCUUCCCUACCCAGCUCUAUUCUUUUUCCCUAUUAGCAUUUACACCUUCUAACACACACCAUAUACUUGUCUUCAGUUUCUUGUUUAUUCUCUGUUUUCCUCACUGGGAUGCCAGCUCAUGAGAGCUGAGGGGUUUGCCUGCCUCGUUCACUGAAGCAUAUCAAGGACCAACAAGAGUGCCUGGUACACCGGGGCUCAGUAGAUACCUGCUGAAUGAAUGGAUGAGGCCUGGACUAGAGGAGUGGCCUAAGGGAAGGAGAGAAGUGCUAGGGGGGAGUGAGGUGUGGAAGGCAAAUUGACUGGUUGGGGUAAAGUGGAGGUGGCGGACACACGGCUGAGCCCCCCAGGGACUUCUGAGUUGGUGGCUGUGGCCCUAUGCAGGUGCCUUUCUGGCUCAGGAAUGAGACCAUGGGGUGAUUCCAGGAUCCAAGAGAAAAGCAUAAAGGAUAGCCUGGCCAGGUCUCAGGAGGUGGGGAGGGAUGGGGCAGGACCAGGCCAGAUGCAGAACUGGGGGCAGGAUAGGGGAAACUGAGGCAGAUGCCCCAUCCUGUGCACUGGAUCUGAGUGCACUGGGAGAGACUGGAACUCAGUCCCUGCUUCCAGUCCAGGGGGCCUCUCUCCCAAACACCACACUGUUCCAGCCUGGCAGCCCUGCCAUCUGGAUGGGAAGAGAGAGGACCAGAAUAGGAAAGGUGGAGGGUGGGGGGCUGGGGUCUGUAGUGUGUUCCAGUCCUCUGCUGUCUAACAGAAGUGUAGCACAGGCCACAGAGGCAUGCCACGUGUCAUUUUACAUUUUCUAGUAACACAUUACAAAAGUAGACAGAGGUGGGUGAAGUGAGUUUUAACUACAUAUUUUACUGAACCCCGUAUGUCCACAAUAUUAUUUCGACCUGUUAUCAAUAUAAAAAUUAAAUGAGAUAUUUUACA